Lactuca saligna is the source of this 480-nucleotide messenger RNA. The record is from the annotation of a GenBank genome assembly. Lineage: Eukaryota; Viridiplantae; Streptophyta; Magnoliopsida; Asterales; Asteraceae.
AUGAAUUCAUUCAUCCAAAAAACCACCACUCCUAUUGCUAAUCAAAACGGUACAAGCACUCCAAGUAGCAGAUUCAAGAUCGAGAAACAGAAUAGUACAGGAAAAGCAUUGCAGACAUCAGUGACAAGAGCUUUUUCAAUCAAAAGAUCUUCAUCUAUGUCUAAAAGGUAUGCUAGGAUCCACGAUCAGUAUGCAAAUCCACUUGAUGAUGUUGAUCAUCUUGAAGCACAAGAACAAGAACAAGGAAAAGACUUAUAUAUGGGGAUAUCUAAGAAGAAAAAGGGUAGGGGAAGUAUAUUGAAAACUUAUUUUGAAGAGGCUACCAUUCAUGUGGAAAAAGAAGAAAACAUAAAGAACGAGAGUAUUCUAGCAGAAUGUAUUGUGCCAAAAGCCCCUAACCUCCUCCAUCAUCCGAUGUCGAUCACCUCCCUCCUUCCUUCACCGGCCACCUCUACCUCUGUCGACCUCCACACUCCUUGA